Dendrobium catenatum is the source of this 909-nucleotide messenger RNA. Its product is annotated as ribosomal RNA small subunit methyltransferase I. Gene Ontology annotation, molecular function: methyltransferase activity. The coding region runs from base 56 to 850 and encodes 264 amino acids. The transcript is spliced from 7 exons. The record is from RefSeq and is a predicted model, not a curated record. NCBI's taxonomy places the organism in Eukaryota, Viridiplantae, Streptophyta, Magnoliopsida, Asparagales, Orchidaceae.
GGCACUCAAUAUAUCAUUUCAGCCAAAGCGUCCGUAUCAGGAUUCACGCGGAAGAAUGCUCCCACUUACCCGGCCCUUUCAAAUCCCCGCCAUAUCAAAGCUAGCAGCCUCCUCCAUUUCUCCACUCCUGCACCGAUCUUUCGCGCAGUCCUUUUCCACCUCUACCACUUCUCGUUGUGCUUCUUCGAGCUCAGAAGGGGACGCCGCCCCCGCCACCGAGUCCGCCGACCAUGCAAACUCCUCGAAAAAGGGAUCCUUGAAAUCUGGAUUAUAUCUAGUGGCAACACCUAUUGGUAAUCUUGAGGAUAUCACAUUACGUGCAUUGCGCAUCCUUAAAUCUGCAGAUGUGAUACUCUCCGAAGAUACAAGACACUCUUGGAAGUUACUUCAGCACUACAAUAUUGAUACUCCUCUUUUAAGUUACCACAAAUUCAAUGAAUCUCAACGUGAAAUGACAACUUUAAGCAGACUCCGGGAUGGACAAGCCGUUGCAUUAAUUAGUGAUGCUGGGACUCCAGUUAUCAGUGAUCCUGGCUUGGAACUUGUAAAGUUAUGCACUCGUGAGAACAUUGCUGUUAUUCCUAUACCUGGGCCAUCAGCACUGGUUACUGCUCUUUCUACUUGUGGACUUCCAACUAACGAAUUCACAUUUGUUGGAUUUCUACCUAAGCACGCUGGAUCAAGAAGAUCAAGACUUCUGAAUGCUGCCAAUCAAGCGGUCACACAAAUAUUUUUUGUUCCUCCUCACAAGCUUUUGCAAUUCCUCACUGAAACUUCUUUGAUCUUUGGUGAAUCAAGGUCAUGUGUCAUUGCUAGGGAGAUGACAAAGCUCCAUGAAGAGGUAAUAUAACAUAAUUGCACUUAAUAUUAGAUUUUGUGGGUGUUUUUUUUGUCAUUUUUGGCUUUGCC